Anopheles funestus (African malaria mosquito) is the source of this 2636-nucleotide messenger RNA. RefSeq names its product mucin-2-like. Lineage: Eukaryota; Metazoa; Arthropoda; Insecta; Diptera; Culicidae. The coding region runs from base 474 to 2306 and encodes 610 amino acids. The record is from RefSeq and is a predicted model, not a curated record. The transcript has 3 exons.
UAUACUCUUCCGGUACUGCCGUACGAUGAGCAUACGCGGGUUCUAUCAAUGAGUUAAGGUCCGGUAAAUUCUUGACAAAGCAAAAUCUGGAAAAGAAAACGUCAACCUAUAACCCCCACCAGAGGAAAAGCAACCUGAACGUAAGCCAUCUGUGAGUCGCGAAGAUCAACUUCGCGAUCGCGUAGGAAUGAGCAGCAGCGAGCGAAGCACGCAGAUUGAGAAGUAGCGAAUCUUGUUUAUAUUGUAUAACCUGCUCUGCCGUGUUUGUUAGUUAAGCUUUGAGACCCGUAUCAUCAGGACGCGUUGUACACGAGCGAUCUCGAGAACGGAAAUAGUUAGACCGUGUUUAAUUAGAUGCUUCGGUCGAGUGUAAAGCAGCAAAAUAGUGACUAGUGUUUGGACUGUGAACAAAAAUAGUGGAGCAAGAAAACAACCACAUAGAACCAGUUCAACGAUCCAACGGGGGUCACAAAAUGUGUGCGUCAAGGUCGAGCUUUCGAAGAUCCCAGUUUUGGAGUGUAAUGGUGCUGUUGGUGCUGUUGGACGUAUCCGUCGCCCAACAAUAUACCGGUGUUAAAUCUGUGUCUUCUUCCCCAGAGGCGAAUCAACAGCAAGCUCACUCAGCUCGCUCAGUGGAUGGUGGGAUUCCUGCCACGGAUAGCAAUAUCAUCAAUCUUGCUAUCACACCAUUCGCACGUGGACAAGGCUUUUCUGCUGCCAAAGGACGCAAUCUUGGCUUUGCGAACGAUGCUUCCCUCAAUGCGAUCCCAUCUGGCAUUAAUAAUGAACUCUCAAAUGUUGACGUCCGAGGAUCGACGCCCCAGCCGAACACGGUGUUACGAGACAGCUAUGGAAAUCCAGUGACACCGUUUACGGAUCUUGCUAAGCCCGAACUGGAUUCUGUCGGGUUUCUAACGAACGUCAAUCGGGACGCAAACUUUCAGUCAUCCGGUCAAGGCAACAAGGUUGGGCCGUACAACUUCAAAGUUCCGAGCUACGCGUCUGGUAUAAUCGAGCCUAUCGCGCAACCAAACUUUGGUCUACUGCCGCCAAAUCCUGUGCCAAGCACCGUGCAGGUAGUACCGCCAGGCAGCACCACAACAGCAAGGCCUCCCAUAACGCAGCCACAGUUUCUGCCCAAUGCCAAAAUUCCGACCAUCGAGGAUGGCAAGAUUCUAUUCGCUCAGAAACCGGUCAACGGUCUAUUGCCCCCUCUGUUCCCGGAUCAGUUACCACCGGUGUAUGAUAUUCAAGUUGGUACGGAACGGUCAACGUUCUUUGCACGCGAUCCGUUCGGUGGUCCGGUAAAGCCGACGCCACAGCAACCUUCACAAUCGCCUGACAGUGUGGUGGGAUACAAAACCGACGUUAAUCAACAGACGCAUUUCACCCAACCAAAUUUCUUGGCAGAAAACAGGUUUUCAGGAUCGUUAGCUCCUGCUGGGCCAACAUUUGAAACUACUACAAAAGCUGUGGUACAGAAGUACAAUGGAGGGUUCGGAGGACCGGCCGGCUUUCUCGGCAAUCAACAAAACAUUGGCACAGCAUACACGUCGACUGUAAGACCGAACGUUCCGCAAGCGGUUCCCUCCGCAACGCAGACACAACCGCGCCCACAACCCAUUUUUACGCCUCAAAACACAUUUUCAACGACGGCUCGACCCGAUGACAAAACCACUGUUCAAAAGUAUGUGGGCGGCUUUGGGGGUGCACCAGGGUUCUUGGGCAAUCAAGCGAAUAUAGGUACCGCUUACACAAAAGCUCCACAAACGUUCGUCUCAAGUACGCCUACCGUUGCUCCUGUUCAAAAGCCUCCUUCCGUACAACAUUUCGGUUCCGGACAUCCGGCUCCAGUUCCAACUCCUACACCACCCGGUGUGUCGCAAAGACCCCUACCUCCAUCUGUACCAUCAGUGCCAAACCAAUUCAAUGGACCAUUCAUUGGAGGUCCCGUCAUCCAAGGCACUGGCAUUAGACCAACGGUUGGCUCCACAUUCACACCGCCUGCGCAACCAGCGAGGCCCGUUUCGGUAACGAACACUUUUAACGGCGGUAACAAGUUUACUGGAAGCUUCGGUGGUGCCCCAGGAAUUUUAGGCAAUCAGCAACGGCCCGGAACUAAUGUCAAACCGGACGGUAACGUAUUUUCAUCCGCUCAGCCACAACUUGCUCAGCAGCAUCAGCAAUCAGCCCAUCAAUCCCUGCCCCAACAGCCGCAACAACCAAAACCAGCGACAGAUAAAUUUACCGGCAGCUUUGGUGGCCCACCCGGUGUACUGCGUCCUUUCGACAACACUAAGGGUUAAAGUACAGGUGUACCGGGCGUAAUAGAUAUGUAUUAGCCUACCAAAAUGACAUAUUCUCUCAACGCAUGUGGGGAUGGCAAGCAUUACCGAUAGAAUUCCUGGUUAGGAACCAACUUAACCUUAAUGAUUAUAUUUCUUAAGAAAAAGGCACAAUAUACAUUUUAUACACAAGGAAUCCAGUGAGAAUGACACAGAACUAGCUCGGUUUCUACACCUGCGCAUUUAGAAAGAUCAUACAUACUUUCAUCCGUAUAAGAUACGUAUCAACGUUUCAUAUGAAUAGUUUUAAUAAAAAAAAAGGAAAAUACAAUAUUUUUGAGUUUUUGUGAA